AUGGAUCUUUUGGGGACCACGACCAUCUUCUUGGUGGUCUGCCUGGUCCUUCUGGUGGUCUGGAGGAAGGUAGAGGCCAAGAGGAAAAACUGGCCUCCAGGUCCAAUGCCACUCCCGGUCUUUGGAAACCUCCUCCAGCUGAAGGCUACCAAUGUUGCAGAGCGGCUGAAGAAGAUGAGUGAAAAAUAUGGUCCAGUCUUCACGGUAUAUUUUGGCUCAGACCAGGUGGUGGUCCUCUAUGGCUACAACAUGGUGAAGAAGAUUUUGGUGGAUAGUGGGGACGAGCUCCUUGACCGGGGAAGCUUCCCAUCAGCAGAUAAGAACAACAGAGGACUAGGUCUUCUCAUGGGCAACGGUGAGCGCUGGCUCCAGAUCCGUCGCUUCUCCCUCACUACUUUGAGGAACUUUGGGAUGGGGAAGAAAGGCAUCGAGGAACGGAUCCAGGAGGAGGCUGAAUACCUGAUGAAGGGGCUCAGGAAUACAAAGGGCCAGCCCUUCAACCCUGCCAUGCUCCUCAGCUGCGCAACUGCCAACAUCAUCAGCCACAUCCUCCUUGGAGAACGCUUCGACUACCAAGACCAAGAGUUUUGCCGGAUCGUCCGUUUGCUCAUUGAGAGCUUAAGACUUGAGAGCUCCAUUGCAGGACAGCUCUACAACAUCUUCCCCAGGAUCAUGGACUACUUGCCUGGCCCUCACCAAACCUUCUUCACUAAUCUUGCCGAUAUCCAGGCCUUUGUGGCCAACAAGAUAAGGAACCACGAGAAGACCCUGGAUCCCAGCAGUGGCCCAAGGGACUACAUAGACUCCUUCCUCUUCAAAAUGGAGCAGGAAAAGAACAACCCCAAGACGGAAUUUACCCGGGACAACCUCAUGAUGACUGUUUAUGACAUCUUCUUUGCGGCAACAGAGACCACCAGCACCAGCCUGAGAUACACUCUCAUGAUCCUCCUUGAACAUCCGACCGUGGAAGCAAAGGUCCAGGAGGAAAUAGACCAGGUGAUUGGUCGGGAGCGUCCACCAGCCAUGAAGGACCGCCUUGGGAUGCCCUACACUGAAGCUGUCCUCCACGAAGCCCAGAGGUUCCUUUCGCUCAUCCCCUUGGGCUUCACUCGCAUCGCCAAGAAGGACAUGGAGCUGGGAGGAUUCAAGAUCCCAAAGGGAGCGACUCUAUAUCCCAUCCUGAGCUCUGCACUGCAUGACCCCACGCAAUUUAAAAAUCCAUACCAGUUUGACCCGGGACAUUUUCUGGACGAAAAAGGAGAAUUCAAGAAGAACGGAGCUGACAUGCCUUUCUCUGCAGGAAAGAGGAAUUGCUUGGGUGAAGGACUGGCCCGGAUGCAGCUCUUCCUCUACAUCACCACCAUCCUGCAGAGUUUCCGCCUGAAGCACCCUCCGGGAGUCACCCAAAUCGAACUCACGCCGGACGUCAGUGGAUUCAGGAACAUCCCCCACCAAGUCCAGCUCUGCUUCUGCCCACGCUGAGCAGCGUCCGGCCAUCCAUGCCUUUGCUUGCAUAUGUUUUGAUUCAAAAUGUG
Anolis sagrei ordinatus is the source of this 1535-nucleotide messenger RNA. RefSeq names its product cytochrome P450 2C19-like. The record is from RefSeq and is a predicted model, not a curated record. Gene Ontology annotation, biological process: xenobiotic metabolic process. Gene Ontology annotation, molecular function: oxidoreductase activity, acting on paired donors, with incorporation or reduction of molecular oxygen, reduced flavin or flavoprotein as one donor, and incorporation of one atom of oxygen; iron ion binding; heme binding. NCBI's taxonomy places the organism in Eukaryota, Metazoa, Chordata, Lepidosauria, Squamata, Anolidae. Gene Ontology annotation, cellular component: cytoplasm; intracellular membrane-bounded organelle.